Seriola aureovittata is the source of this 3301-nucleotide messenger RNA. RefSeq names its product Rab geranylgeranyltransferase subunit beta (gene rabggtb). The coding region runs from base 274 to 1269 and encodes 331 amino acids. Gene Ontology annotation, cellular component: Rab-protein geranylgeranyltransferase complex. Lineage: Eukaryota; Metazoa; Chordata; Actinopteri; Carangiformes; Carangidae. Gene Ontology annotation, biological process: protein geranylgeranylation. Gene Ontology annotation, molecular function: Rab geranylgeranyltransferase activity. The transcript has 9 exons. The record is from RefSeq and is a predicted model, not a curated record.
AAGAAAUGGUGAUUUUGUUUUGUAAGGAUGACUGGACUGGAGAGACAGAUUUCAAAUGAUUGGACAGUGAGGGAGAAUAAAACUGUAGGUGGCAGUAAUGCAGCAUCGUGAUGCCAACUUCCAUAAAACAUCGAAGAAGAAUUGAUACUCUUGUCCACACACGAAGCAGAAGGUGGCGGUAAUGCACCUCGUUCCAACCGCCAUUUAAGAAGAAGAAGAAGAAGAAGAAGGAGGAGGAAGCGACGAAGAAACUAUCAUGCGACAAUUUUCAGAAUGGGUACCCAAGUGAAAGAUGUCAUCAUUAAGCCUGACGCUCCCAGCUCACUGUUGUUGGACAAACAUGCAGACUACAUCGCUGCCUACGGCUCCAAAAAAGAUGACUAUGAGUACACGCUGUCUGAGUACCUGAGGAUGAGCGGUAUCUACUGGGGGCUGACAGUGAUGGACCUGAUGAGCCAGCUGCCCCGCAUGAACCGUGAGGAGAUCAUAGACUUCAUCAAAUCCUGUCAACAUGAGUGUGGAGGUAUCAGCGCCAGCAUCGGACACGAUCCCCACCUGCUCUACACCCUUAGCGCUGUCCAGAUCUUGUGCUUAUAUGACAAUGUAGACGCGAUUGAUGUGGACAAAGUGGUGGAAUACGUCAAAGGGCUGCAGCAGGAAGACGGCUCAUUUGCAGGAGACAAAUGGGGAGAAAUAGACACAAGGUUUUCCUUCUGUGCUGUUGCUACACUUGCAUUACUGGGUAAGAUGGACAAGAUAAAUGUUGACAAAGCUGUAGAGUUCGUCUUAUCCUGUAUGAACUUUGAUGGAGGUUUUGGCUGCAGACCCGGUUCAGAGUCUCACGCUGGUCAGAUUUACUGCUGCACCGGUUUCUUGUCGCUCACCGGUCAGCUGCACCAGGUGAACGCCGACCUGCUGGGCUGGUGGCUCUGCGAGAGGCAGCUGCCGUCCGGGGGCCUGAAUGGACGACCUGAGAAGCUUCCAGAUGUGUGCUACUCGUGGUGGGUGUUGGCGUCGCUGAAAAUCAUCAGCAGGAUUCACUGGAUCGACAAGUCCAAGCUGCGGACGUUUAUCCUGGCCUGCCAGGACGAGGAGACGGGAGGUUUUGCUGAUAGACCGGGAGACAUGGUGGAUCCUUUCCACACUCUGUUCGGAGUUGCAGGUCUCUCUCUCCUCGGAGAUGAACAGAUCAAGCCGGUGAAUCCCGUACUGUGCAUGCCGGAAGACGUCCUGCAGAGGAUCGGACUGCAGCCGGACCUCCUCAGCUAGCCCCCCGACACCAUCAUCCCAACAUCCCACAUUCAUACAUACACACACUCAACUACCACCUCCGGAUGUUGGGAGCAGAGAGAGGAUUACCACACAUCGUAGUGUUAGCUGAAGUCUACAGACACAUUUUAGAUGCAGGUGUCAGUCUCCGCUCACUAAGGACAAAAAGCGUAAUGCAGUUGUGCAGCUCAUUCCCUCUGAACCUUUCUGUCUUUAAACCCUCAACCACUCGUUAUGUUAUCAAGUUGGUUUUCUUGGAUUCGAUUGAGAGAUGGUUUAGACAGUUUUUGAAGGAAUGAGGAAAAGAUGUUUUGAAGUGUAACUGUCGUUAAAACAGCACAGAAAUCAUGAAACUACAUUCCUCUACUUUUGUUCACAUACGUCAGUUUGAGGGAAAACGAAACUGUUAGCACAAGAAACAGUUUGGAAAUGUCUCUCUCUGAUCUUUUUCUUGCUCUCAUCACCUUUUCAGCUUGUCAACUAGCCAAGGAAGUUAUUAUUCACUUUAUUGUUAUUUUUCUGGCCAGAGACAGGAAGAAGUGCUGAUUUCUUCCUCCUUUUGUUCUACUAUGCUUUAUUAUCAUCUUUGGUACUUGAAUAACAGGAAUAUUCAGUUUUACUUGACAGAUUUGACCUUGAGAGCGUAGAAGGACUAUGUGUGGGAGAAGAUCAGCCAAAUUCAGCUGAAAAGUGAAAGUUAGGUUUAUCAUUUCAUAAGACACUUGACUGUUUGUUAGUGAUUUGGUUUAAAGGCACCACUUCUCUUUUUUUUUUCAUUUUUUGGAGCCUUUUCCUGCCUUUACCUGUUUCAAAUAAAAUAACUUCCAUAGUUGAAAAGUGAGAGCAUGACAAGGGCGAACUAUCCUCAUCCUGUUUACGCUAGAGCAGUCACACCAACACUACUAAUAAUACCUCUCACAACUGGAGAUGCAACACGGGACGUUUUUGUUCAUGUUACUGCAUUAAAAUAACCUCAAUUUAACAAUACAGAGACCAUUAUUUUGGCAAGCAUUGGCGGAAGGAGACACCCAGAGCAAAAACACAUGGCGUUGUCUCUUGCCAAGUAUAUUUAACAUCUUAUCCACAGUCUCAGCUGCGCUAUUUAUUUAAAUCCUUGCUACUCAGUCCAGCAUUGUAAUGUAGCUGUGGGCAGAGGGUUAGGUUUGCCCUCACACUGUGUGAAGAAAUGUUUCCAGUCGUAUGUUCAGAUGAUUCUGAACAGAAUCUGUGAAAUGGCUUUUUGGAAAAUGUAACUUUAAGGUUAUUUUUCUUUCAGGAAUACCUGAUUUUCAUUGUGCUGCACUCAUGUUGUCUCACUGAAUGCACAUAUUUUUCUGUUUUCUGUUCCAGCAGAGAGUAAAUAAAUCACACAGCUCAGUCAGUUCUCAGAUUUUCCCCAAUUUGAAUGACUGGGCAACACUUUUAUUUUGCAUUUCUAAGUCAUAUAUAAACAUUUAAUACAUGGUAUAUAACACUGUAAUGUAGUGGUGCGCAGAUAUGUGUUUCUUAAUGAAUUUGCACCUGUAAGUGGAGGCCCACAGGGUAAUAAAGGACAGUAGUACAACACAGUUGUGAAAAUAUAAAAUGUCUUCAGGGGGAAGUUAUACUGUAAUAAGCACUUACAGUGUCCUUAAAGCUGAGUAAUACUACAUUAUAGUGUUAUAAACCAUUUAUUAAAUAUUUGUGUACUACUUAUAAAUGUUGAGGGAAAUGUUACCAAUGAUGGACAACUAAACAGAAAUGUAUUAGUUUAUUUAUGCAAUAUUACAGCAAAGACAUUACCUAAACAAAAGCUUAUAUUGUGGUAAUAGGAUUUAAAUUACAAUUCUUAAUGAAUUGUUCUGCUUAAAGAUUUCUUAAAAUCUUAAUAAUAAAUUAAAACCUUAACUGUGUCCUAAACCACGUGUUCAACUACCAGGUCUUAUCUAUGUGUUGUGGGGGCGGCGCUGAUCCAAAAAGCUGCUGACUGAUACACAUCUAGAUGUAAAUUAUUUGUUAUCUCGGUUGGCAAUAAAUGUAUGAUUUCUCCUCA